AGUCUUCAGCUGUUUAAAGCCUGAAGUAAAGUUUAGCUGUAAUCGCUGAGGAGGUGCCACCUCUAGAGGAAGCCGCUGAUCAUCUCAAGCUGAUAUAACCUUGAGUUGCAAACUGCAUCCGAGGCGACAGUGAUGAGAUGAUCACUUUCUGCUGCUUCCUGCAGACUCUGGUGGGCCAAAAACUUUUCUGAGCAUCAGAGGAUUUCUUUUUGGUUUUUUUUACAGCUCUUGCACAAAGAUGUUUACAGAUUUGAACCAGAGGAUGACCGACUUAGCAGGAAGCUGUGGUGUGGUUGACACACUCUUUAGCGGUGUAAAGAACUCCCUCCAAUGGGUAAAGCGCCUCUCCGUCAGAACAGCAGCUGAGGAUGGAGAUAGCGGUGCUCUGCGCUGUAGUUGGUUGCCUCAGAGUCCUUCCCAGCAGAUCCCAGUUCUUCCAGUAUGAGCCUGUUACUCUGAGCUGUGAGGGAAACUCGUCUGAGUGGAGAGUCAGAAGAAACACGUCAAGACAAAGAAACGAACUCUGUCCGUCCCCAGCCCAUAGAAAUGCCUCUAUGUGCUCCUUUCCUGAGCUGUAUGAAGUAGACUCUGGAGUUUACUGGUGUGAAUCUGCAGCAGGAGAACGCAGCAAUCAAGUCAACAUCACUGUUACUGAAGGACCGUUGAUCCUGGAGAGUCCUGGACAUCCAGUGAGGGAAGGGGAACACGUGACUCUUCACUGCAGAGCCUUAUCGUUUGUCUACAAUCUUACUCAUUUCUAUAAAAAUGGCGUCCUCGUUGGGACCAGCUCUACGGGAAACUUUUCCAUCCGACGUGUUUCUAGAUCUGAUGAAGGACUCUACAAGUGCAACGUCUCUGGAGUCGGAGAAUCCCCAGAAGCAUGGCUGGCUGUCAGAGGGCACAGUCCUCAAACGCCUACUGCUCCCCUCACACAUAUACUACUUCCUGUUGUGGCCGGCUGUUUGUUGCUGAUGUUGCUGAUGUUGCUCUGCCUCUGGAGAAACCACAAAGGUAGAUUGGACCGUGCUGUGUCAUACACUGACGUCACCAUCGCAGAGGAGAGGAAACCUCAAAGAAUCACUGAUGUGGGUGCUGUCCCGACCUUGUAUUCACAAGUGAUACCAGAUGACAGCUGACAACGUGAAAACCAGCAUUACUGUAGAAUUGUGUGUAAAUUUUUUUAUCAGGGCACAGCAAUCUUCGUUCCACAUAAAAUUUUCUUUGCAGCCUUGUACAUUUUGCUUGGUUACAAACUUUUAACAAAUUGCUCACAUUUUAUGCUUAUUGGAAAUGUUUAAUAAUUUUCUUUGCAGAUGAUGAAUUUAUUUUAUUUUCUUUAUGUGUAAAUCUGAAAUUGGAAAGGUUCUCUAGUACGAUUGUUUUCAUUACAUUUUGGUUUAGACUAUUAUUAUAGUGUUAGCCAUUUCUCCUGUCGGUUCCUACAAUACUUUUGGGUCUUUCUUCAGUCUUUGUUUACUGGGCCCCUUCAUACUUCCUGCUUAGAUUCUUUCCUACUUUUCUCUGCAUUCCUCUGAUUAGUCCCAACUGGUUCCUAUGUCACCAUUCUUACCUCUUUUUGUGUGAUUCCCUCUAGUAAUAUGGCAAAUGAUUUAUACUGUUUUAUGAAAUGUUUUCAUCCUGUUGUUGGUGUCCUUUGUGUUGAAGUUUGUUUGGUUAAUUCCUGUGUUAUGGUGAAUUGUGCUUUUGAGUUCUUAAAAACAGUUGUAGAAGAAGAAAAGAUGAAUCCCUAUUCAUCAGGGGUGUCAAACAUUUGGCCCGGUUCCGGCCCGCUGAACAAUUUAGUCCGGCCCGGUGGCCUAAUGCAUUAUCAUUAUAAAAAAAUAAAUAAAUCUUUUUUUGUUUUGUUUUCCAGUCUC
Fundulus heteroclitus (mummichog) is the source of this 1877-nucleotide messenger RNA. RefSeq names its product high affinity immunoglobulin gamma Fc receptor I. Gene Ontology annotation, biological process: cell surface receptor signaling pathway. The transcript is spliced from 7 exons. Gene Ontology annotation, molecular function: transmembrane signaling receptor activity. NCBI's taxonomy places the organism in Eukaryota, Metazoa, Chordata, Actinopteri, Cyprinodontiformes, Fundulidae. Bases 369 to 1136 code for a protein of 255 amino acids. The record is from RefSeq and is a predicted model, not a curated record.